AUGCCCGAGAGGAAGCCUUAUCAACUCUUUUCUUCCACCCGACUUGCUAGUUACAGUAAACUGGCUAAGGGCCCAGUGUUGUUGGCUGGCUUGCGAAAGGAUCGCAAGGAUACUAUGAGUGGCUCACUGCAACCUAGUAAAAUUGGAAGCCAAGCACGCAGGAGCACUACGUCUAACCUUUCCAUGACCGGAGCUAACACUUUUCGUGUUGCAUCAAUUGCUCUAUUGACUUGUGGUGUCGAUAGAAACGGUCUCAUCAGAGCACCUAAGGCCCCAAGCAAGAAUGGCCGAAAUGAAAUACAGGCUAUGAAGAACUGGGGUUGUUACCUUGACCGGCCUGAGCAAUUUAUCAUUGAUAGUGGAUGGUCCUAUCACAAGAUCACCAGCCAGUUACAAAGCUGGUUUCCUAAGGUAUUCAAUUAUCUGGAUAUCCGAGUUGAGAAGCGACCAUCAGCGCCAUCACGAUCAUCAGCACAGCCAACACAAGAAGAGAAGCCUAUUUGGCGACUCCUUAACAAGAGUGGACAGACAUUAACGGUUGUCAAUGUUGCAUUUCCGACCGGGACUGACCUAGUGAAACACAAGGGCCGAGAUAAAGCAAGUGUCAGUGAGUGUCACCUGUGGUUUGUCACAUGGAACCGGAUUCCCGACGACAUCUACGAAUCUUGGAACACUCAACCUGUCAUAGAUGGUUCAGAUUCCGAACACGAUGAUUGCAGCGAUGUGCUUUUGUCUGACAUGGACAGUCUCAAUGAUUCAUUUAUCUCCAAGUCAGACAAUGAGCUUGCAAGUUCUUUGAUGGAAGUGGAGUUGACUGAUGCUGAAGUCAAGGAUCCCAAAGGCAAAGGCAAAAUGAAGGUUGUAUUGCCAAAGAGAACUAACAGCUCUCAGCCAUUUCCGUUGACUCAACCUGCUCAAUCCAAUAGCCUCAAAACGGCGUCGUUCCAUAGCAGUCGACUCGGAGUGCAAGCUGGUACCACCAUCCGAUUCCUGAAGUCGAAGAGUGCAUUAUCGUCUGCACCUGAAUUUGUGUCAGUCAGCGAGGCGGAUGUCUUGUGGUGCAGUCGACCACACGUUGACAAUCCUUUUACACUGGAGCAUAUCAAUCCCUGGGACUCUCACUAUUCCAUGAAGCCUGCUAACCUCCAGCUCAUGUGAGGAGGGUCGGUUACCAUUUCCCACACAAUGUUUGACAAGUGACUGGGUCUAGUAUUUUUUGAUGACAGGCAUGCUAAUUUGGUACUAGUUUUUGUCAUUUCUCAUGUGUUGCAGUACAUACCACUAUCUCAUCCUCAUCCUCAUCUCAUUCCAUACUUAUACCUUGCAUCCUCGUGAUGCCUCACCUAAUGAUGUCUUGCAGGAGUCAUGUACAUGAUUUACUUCACACUCUUUGAAUGCAAACAUUGACGACU
Suillus subalutaceus is the source of this 1412-nucleotide messenger RNA. RefSeq lists its product as uncharacterized. Lineage: Eukaryota; Fungi; Basidiomycota; Agaricomycetes; Boletales; Suillaceae. Bases 1 to 1158 code for a protein of 385 amino acids. The record is from RefSeq and is a predicted model, not a curated record. The transcript has 6 exons.